AUGCCUUCUUCAAGUUCAUCACACACCAGUACCAACCUGGGCUCGAAAGCCAGCACCAGCAAAUCAAGUGCCAACACAACAAACCCCAGCACUACAAGAUCCAGUGCUAAGUCAGAAAAAACACGGGGUAAGGCUAAGGCCACCAAGAUCAAGGUCGUCGGCCAAUGGGCCCCAAGCAGCAUGUAUCCCCCACGGCCCACACAGCCCACACAGCCCAUACCUUCCAUACUUCCAUCCAUUGAAAAGGACGACUCCCCUUGCUAUCGACCAUUGUACAGGCGAUCAAUCGAGGAAGAUACACCCAUAAAGACGGAGUCCAGUGUGGAAUCUAGCCCCGAUCCUUCACGAUAUCCAUCCCAGGAUCCACCCAUCAAGAUGGAAUCCAGCGAAGAAGUCAGUCCCGAUCCUACAACAUCUCCGACCCCGGAUCAACGCAUUCAGACGCCAACCCGGCAAUCCAGCGUGGAAUCCAGUCCCGAUCCUACACCAUGUCCGGUCCGGGGACGCAACAACAAACCCCCUGCCAGACGCUCAGGCGGUCGAAAGCACCCGCGAGUCUGGGUCACCUAUAUGGAUGGGUGCUACGUGCGACUCCAUUCCAUCUACGACAGGAAGCACCGUCGCUUUAUCUACAAGCACGACAGGGACGCCAAGAAGAAUUUUGUGUUCGGACUACAGGGUGACAAGAUCGAAUACAUCAAGGACGAGGACACCAAAAAGCUCAUAUACAUGAGAGGAUUCACGCAUCCUGAUAGAUAA
This is a messenger RNA of Hypoxylon fragiforme, 759 nucleotides long. RefSeq lists its product as uncharacterized. NCBI's taxonomy places the organism in Eukaryota, Fungi, Ascomycota, Sordariomycetes, Xylariales, Hypoxylaceae. The coding region runs from base 1 to 759 and encodes 252 amino acids. The transcript has a single exon. The record is from RefSeq and is a predicted model, not a curated record.